UUUAUCAUAUCUCUGUAUACAUACAACAUGACACCAUUUUAAAAUUACCGCAAAAACUUAGAAUGUCAAAUAUUGAAAAGGUCAAAGUUCCAUAUCAAUAUCGUAAGUUCAAAGACACGUAAACAAUAUGUUUCUAUGCCUCCUCUCUUCCACUUUGAUGACUACGACCGAUGUAUGCUCCGCGGAGAUGACAGUCUGUACUGUUCGAUUACAUUUCAGUUGUAUCAAAAUGAGUCAUCGAAUGUGACCGAAAUUUGGAAUACAAUAGAGAAAAUAAGUUCAAAACCCAGUAAUUACAGACAUGACUUACUAAGACAUGGAGUAUGUAUUCCAGAAGCAUGUCCAAAAGCAUUACAGAUUGGCAACUAUUCCUCUGAUAAUUUAGGAGUGGCUGUUGAUAGUCUAGCCGAUUGUUACAAUGAGAAGUAUUUCCAGCUAGGGAUCAGAGGAAAAGUAGUCAAAAUACACUGUGACAAUACAAGAUCUGCACGUGUGGUUGACAUUUAUGACAUAUUAUUUGGAGUUUUUAUCGUUUUAUACUUUAUAUUUAUCGCUGUGGCGUCAUUGUAUGAAGGUGCAGCUAGAUACAAGCUAAAACACGAAUACGAACGAAUUACAAGAUCUGGAUAUGGGCGGGUUUUAGCAGCAUUUUCGCUUCCAAAGAAUUUUUAUAGACUUAUGGAUCACACUCCAAAAAAUCCAGACGACAUAUCUUUAAGUUGUAUACAGGGAGUUCGUUUUUACAAUAUGAUGUGUGUUAUUUUAGCGCACACGAUUAUGGUUCAGUUUGCAACACCAGUGUCUAACCCUAUAUACAAUGAAAGUGUACAUACGAAUUUUUUAAAUGCAUUCAUAACAAAUGGUGGGUAUGUUGUGCAAACCUUUUUUUUAAUAUCUGGAUGGCUAUUAACAUACAAAGUAUACUGUACAUUCGAAGGAAAACAAAAAUUGAGAAUCCAAGAUCUUUUCAGCAUCUUUAUUCUUCGAUAUCUAAGGUUAACACCGACCUUAGCUUUCGUUGUUGCAUUUCAUUGUACAUGGCUAAUUCAUAUUUCACGUGGUCCAUUUUGGGAUAAAAUAAUAGGUGAUGAGUAUAGAAAUUGUCGAAAAAAUUGGUGGACCAAUUUACUAUAUAUUAAUAAUUACGUAAAUAAAGAAGAAAUGUGUCUUCAGCAAACUUGGUAUUUGGCAACUGAUACUCAGUUAUUUUUAAUAUUUUUGAUAGUAAUAUAUGUAAUGAAAUCAGCUGAGAAGUACUGCAAGUUAAUUAUUGCAAGUACUACAGCAGUUGGCAUUUUGAUUCCUGCUGUAAUUAGUUACGUAAACAAUUACGACAUAUUAGUUCGACAGUUUCCCGAGGUUUUGUAUAAUUACACCCUUCAAAUUCCCCAAUGGCACAUCAUGUAUUCAGCGUCUUAUUCAAAUAUUACAGGUUAUGCGUUAGGUGUUAUGUUUGGAUACUUCUUCUACAAAACGAACAGGAAAAAUGUAUUUAAAGCGAAGAUAUACGUGAUCUUAUGGUGGAUCCUUUCAUUCGGGUUAUCCAUUUCUGUAAUCCUUGUUGCCGGAAAAAUGUACCAAGACAAUUAUUCAUAUACUAGAUUAGAAUCAGCUCUGUACUGGGGCUUCGGAAAAUACGUUUUCGGGUUAGGACUUGGCAUUGGAAUAUACGGAAUGACUCAAAAUAUUGGAUGGUUUUGUGUUUGGGUUUGUCGUUGGCCACCAGCACAGGUUCUUGGCCGAUUAACAUUUAGUGCAUAUUUGAUUCACGUUACUUUGAUAAGAUUAAGAAUAGCUGUUCACCGUCAACCUCUUUACACGAAUGAAAUGUUACUGGUGCACAGUUGGCUGGGCGAUGUAGCUAUCGCAUACUUGUCGGCAUUGGUGGUUACUCUCUUCAUAGAAAUGCCAGUAUCUGCAUUACAAAAAAUUGUCUUGGAUAAAAGAACAUAUUAAAUAACAAAACAUAUAUACAUGUAUAUAAGUA
Messenger RNA from Zophobas morio, 1987 nucleotides. Its product is annotated as nose resistant to fluoxetine protein 6-like. Bases 136 to 1956 code for a protein of 606 amino acids. NCBI's taxonomy places the organism in Eukaryota, Metazoa, Arthropoda, Insecta, Coleoptera, Tenebrionidae. Gene Ontology annotation, molecular function: acyltransferase activity, transferring groups other than amino-acyl groups. The transcript has 12 exons. The record is from RefSeq and is a predicted model, not a curated record.